AUGACAUCACCCAGCCCCAACCUAACCUCCUCGGGAAUAACCAUCCCCUCGGACAGCGAAAACUACGACGCCAACAACGAACUCUCCAGCACCUCCAGCAGCACAAACACCACCACAUCAUCCCCCCUGAUCCUGUACAAACCACCCACACUAUGGGGCCUACUCCGCGGCGCAGCAAUUAAUCUCCUCCUGCCAUUUAUCAACGGGUUGAUGCUUGGGUUUGGCGAGUUGGUUGCGAAUGAAGCUGCGUAUCGGUUGGGGUGGAGUGGGACCAAGGAGGGGAGAUAA
This is a messenger RNA of Pyrenophora tritici-repentis Pt-1C-BFP, 288 nucleotides long. The record is from RefSeq and is a predicted model, not a curated record. Lineage: Eukaryota; Fungi; Ascomycota; Dothideomycetes; Pleosporales; Pleosporaceae.